This is a messenger RNA of Ostreococcus lucimarinus CCE9901, 2025 nucleotides long. RefSeq lists its product with no specific name. Lineage: Eukaryota; Viridiplantae; Chlorophyta; Mamiellophyceae; Mamiellales; Bathycoccaceae. The record is from RefSeq and is a predicted model, not a curated record. Bases 1 to 2025 code for a protein of 674 amino acids. The transcript has a single exon.
AUGCUGCGGUCGAAGUUGGAUAUGGUGGAGCGCGAGAAUGAAAAUUUGAAGCGAAACGGCGCGAGCGCGAGCGGCGACGGCGGCGGAGGGGCGCGGGGGGGGGCGGGGGAGGUGAAUUACGGCGCGGUGGGGGGGGCGAAUGGGGCGAACGCUCGCGCGGCGCCGACGUCGACGAACGCGGCGAGCGUCGUGGCGAAGGCGGAGGUGCAGGAUUUAAAGCAGCAGUUGGCGACGCUUCGAUCGAAGUUGGCGUUUAAAGAGGAAGAGAUCACCGAGGCGCGCAGGCUGGAGGACGACGCGCGAGCGAAGUUGCGCGCGGCGAAUGACGAGCGCACGAAACUCGCCGCGGAAGUUCGCGCCGAACGCCGGGCGAGGGCGUCGGCGGGACAAAAGCGACCGUCGCGAGACGAGAGCCAAGAGACGGCGGCGAACAAGCGACAGAGAACGGGCGGCGCAAGCGGUGGGGAUGUGUUAGGAAGCGAAGCGCGAGUUGGUGAACGUACGACUGGAAUGAGCGCUGGUGGCAGUCAUCGACGCGCGCGCGAAGGUUUGAGCGUGGCGUCGCCGCCCGAAACGCUCGCGUUGGCGCUUCCGAUGGCGCCGCCCGACGUCGCGGCGACGCUGUACCAACGCGGCGUCAGCGGGUAUUACUCGAGCGAUAACGUCUUCGCGCGGUUGAUGAACGACGUUCCGCUCGAUGUGAGUUCUUUUUUAGCGAAACCAAACGAAUCAUCGGUCGUGAGUGCGGAGUUGGUGAACCCCGUGCGCGCGGCGCUCAUGAAUUUGGCGACGAAUCCGGAUUCGACGGUGGCGCUCACGCGCGCGCUCGUCGAGUCCAUCGUAGAAACAUCGAAUUCCAUCACGUCUUCGGCGCACUACGCGCACGUGACGUCGAUAUUGCGAAUUCUUUCCGCGCUCGCGAUGAUUGAUGGGCGAAGCCUGAGCAUCGUGCUCGGCGCGUGCGGGGCGCAGAGAAAUCAAACCGUCGCGACGGUCACAGCGCACGGGUCGCCGCCAGCGUCUUUGGCGGGGAUUCCCGGUUUAGGCGGAGCGGGCAUGGGUACGCUCGUCGCGCAUCCGCGCGCACACAGCGGUCGUAUCUUCGUUCCGGCGUCCAUGAGUUCGACGAAUCACGCGUCCGCGCCGACGCCAAAACCGACGAAGACGACGAAGAGCAGGUUGUCGGGGAGCCAAGGGGGAGAGGCACCGGAGGUGGCGCCGUUUUUGGAGACAUUGAUACAGUUACUCACCGAUGCGAAGUGUGAUGGUCAGUGGCGCGUCGUCGACGCCGUGAUCGUGGCGCUCAUUCGAUUCGCGAGCGGUGUGGGCGUGGAGAAUGGCCGGGGCGCGUUUGGCGCCGUGGCGCAAAAGCACAGCGGCUUUGGAUCGUGCCUGAAAUCGAUCGCCCCGAACAGCACACGGUUCUUGGCGCUCAUGCUCAUUCGAAUGUUGGCGCCCACGCCCGAAUUUCAGUCGUUCCUCUGUGAACCACUCGACGUCGAGCGAGGGAUUGAAAAGCCGCCGACGCCUGAACGGCGCAAGCGAGCGACGUUGUUCGCCGCGAUUCUGAGUUGCCUCCGAGCAGAUUGCGUGGAGGAAAACGGCUUGAUCUUCGUCAUUAAGUCCUCAUACGUGGCGCACGCCACGCCUGAGCAGAGCGGCACGCUUCAAGAGGCGGCGCUCCGCGUGUUAAGAACGCUCGCCUUCAUCGGCUGGUCCGAGUACGGCGCCGCCGCCGUCGCCGUCAACGCCCUCGACGUCCUCGCCGCCGUCGCCGUCGAAGAGUACGUCUCCCCGCUCCCCGUGGCGCACUCCAAAUCAUCAACAGCCCUUCACCAAGCCACCAGGCUCGUCCACGCCCUGCUCGACGAGCACUACGACGCCCAUCUUCCUCGCCUCUUGGGCGCUCGCAAGAGUCAGCGCGUCAUCGCCCGUCUCGCCCACCUGAGUUCCGCCAGCGGCGGCGGUCGCGAAUCUCGCAUGGCCGAUUGGCUCGGCCGCAUUUUACUCAAGGUGCGCGAGUGA